CCCUUCUAAAGAGAGCCAGGAUAUACCAUUGGACGUAUAAACCACUCUUGAUUUUUAAUGCAUGUGCUGACCGCGUGGGAGCCUUUUCAUUAAUUUGUGUCGUUGAUUGUUCAAACCCUUAUCAGGGUUCUUUCAUGUCCAGUGGAUAUAAAAAGCCAGAGAAUUUCAGGUCUUCACUACUAUCUUUAGCUCUGAUCUUUGGCUUCAUGAACUAAAUAGCACUUUUUUUUUCUUUUCUUUUAGCCCAUUAUCCCAUUUUGAUGGCUUUCUUGAUGCGUAUGUUGUUGAGAAAACAAGAUGCUGGCAUUUUUAUUGGCAGUGUCCUCUGCUGGUUGCUGCUUAGUUGUGGUUUCAGCUUUGGUGUUGAGAGUGAUAUCAACUGCUUAAAAAGUAUAAAAGCAUCACUUCAGGACACUUUAGGUUACUUAAACUCUUCCUGGGAUUUCAACAACAACACUGAAGGUUUCAUCUGUAACUUUCUGGGAAUCGAGUGUUGGCACCCUCAUGAGAGCAAAGUUUUAAACAUCAAGCUUUCGGAUUUGGGACUGAAGGGCUCGUUUCCUCGAGGCGUAGAAAAUUGCACAAGCCUAACAGGGUUAGAUCUUUCAAGCAAUCAGCUCAAUGGACCUCUUCCUACUGAUAUCGAUAAAAUCAUUACGUUCAUUACGUCCCUUGAUCUCUCAUCUAACAGCUUCACAGGGCAAAUCCCAAUGAAGCUUUCCAAUUGCAGCUAUCUGAAUGUGCUUAAGCUUGACAACAACAAGUUCUCGGGUAUCAUUCCUCCAGAACUUGGCCAGCUUACUAGGAUUAAAACAUUUAGUGUGGCCAACAAUCAGCUGUCUGGCCAAGUCCCAACCUUUAGUAAUAAUGCAUCAAUUACAGCGGACUCUUACGCAAACAAUCCUGGACUCUGUGGGGGGCCUCUGAAGCAGUGCCAGGGGUCUGCAAAGAAGUCUAACAGUGUAGUUAUUGUGGGAGCUGGUGUUGGUGGUGCAACUUUUGCAGCAUUAAUUGUUGUUAUUGGCUUGUUCUUCUUUAUGCGUAGAGUGUCUGCAAGGAAGAAGGAAGAGGAUCCGGAAGGGAACAAAUGGGCAAAGAGUUUCAAGAAAACUAAAGGCUAA
Messenger RNA from Prunus avium (sweet cherry), 1121 nucleotides. The record is from RefSeq and is a predicted model, not a curated record. Lineage: Eukaryota; Viridiplantae; Streptophyta; Magnoliopsida; Rosales; Rosaceae.